AUGCCUCAAUUUCAACCUUUUACUACAGCGUUUGCUGUCAGUCUUUUCGCCCUAAUUCCUCUUUGUGCUAGUGCUGCAUGGAAGUCGGACAAUGCCACUGCGCCCUUCGAAAUAGACGUCAUUUUCCCUCGCAACGAGACCUACACGCCAGCCGGGGUCUUUCCCAUCUCGCUAGCCGUACAAAACUACACGGCUUUGCGGGCGGCUGGCAAUUUUUCCCUUUCCUGGCACAUUAUGCCCUACAGCUACGGGCGGGUCCCUGGUGGCAUCGCUUGGGACAUGGGCGAUUUUGAGACCGACAAUUCACCUGAUGAUAACGACACUGUCGUCUUCGUUGCCAACACCAACAUCACGGAAUGGAUUGACCAAAAGGAUCGAGACGAUCGGUUCAGGUUGCAAUGGCACCUCGAAUGGGAUUUCGGGGAUGACUGUAACUUCAACGAAUCAUAUGUCUUUGGUGGCAUCAUGUUCUCUAUCGAGACAGAGUGGGAAACCAUGAAAGCGCCUGGAGGGAAAGGAAUCGGGGAGAAACCUAAUGUGCUUGACGUUCCCGAGUGUCCCGUAUUGGGAUCUGUUGUACUCUUACAGAACACUACAGACAUUUGCUCACGGGUGCUGGACAUGGGUAACAACACGGUCCAGGGCACUCCUUGCGCAGUCACGGUCGAUAAGGCUCUUGCCAGCAGUAUCUCAAGCCAGGCUGCGAGCUCAGCUACGUCGGCCUUUCUAGCCACAGCCUCUCCUACUCAAGAGCCAGAGCCCACUGAGACAAACGCUGCCCCAUUCAACAGCCCGGAGUUUUCAACAUUUAUUGUUCUUGGAGCUAUCGUGACGCUAUAUAGUUUAGUAUGA
Messenger RNA from Fusarium vanettenii 77-13-4, 852 nucleotides. RefSeq lists its product as uncharacterized. The transcript has a single exon. Lineage: Eukaryota; Fungi; Ascomycota; Sordariomycetes; Hypocreales; Nectriaceae. The coding region runs from base 1 to 852 and encodes 283 amino acids. The record is from RefSeq and is a predicted model, not a curated record.